Molecule: messenger RNA, 3214 nt
Organism: Rosa rugosa (rugosa rose)
Lineage: Eukaryota; Viridiplantae; Streptophyta; Magnoliopsida; Rosales; Rosaceae
Product: probable disease resistance protein At5g66900
Exons: 5
Coding region: 550-3009 (819 amino acids)
Biological process (GO): defense response to fungus
Molecular function (GO): ADP binding
Source: RefSeq, a predicted model, not a curated record
GGACUUGUAAAAUAUCUUUGGGAAGACCGGUGAGUCUGAAGUCUGAACAUGAACGAUUAGAGUUAUAAUUCUUCAUUGGUUCAUUCCAAGUCUUCAAUGAUAAAGAUUAAAUAAUGGAAUGAGAACAAACCCCGUGGUCUAUUCUAUAAGUCAAGUCUUUGUCGUCUUCUAAAACUAAAAAGUCUUCAGCAAGAGUCGGUGACUACGCUUUCUUGGUAAUUAAGUUCCAUCUACGCGGUAGCUUAGCUCUCAACAUAAUGGCUUUCUUUCUUCCAUCGACGCGGUAGCUCUCAACAUAAUGGCACUACUGUCACUACUGCCUGGUCGAGUUUUUUUUAUAAGGACCCAGAAAGCGAGAGAGCAUUUAGUACUUGUACACUACUGCCUGGUCGAGUCGAGUCUCUGAGUUUUGUUAUCUUCUGUUUUUUCAAAUGGCACUUCUGUUUUAGUGUUUUGGAUCCAGUACUUAAGUUGAGAGUCUCUCUGUUUUAACCAAACCCUAUUUUCAGAGUUGGGUGGUCUUUGUAGACUUGUAGUUAACUAGUUAUUAUGGAAGUGGUUGCCACAAUUGUAGGGGCUGCUCUGGGAGCAGCGUUCCAGCAGCUCUUUGAUGGUGUUAUAAAGGCUAACAGAAAAGCUACAACCUUUAAUUCCGUCUUCAGGGAUCUCAAUUUCACACUCCAGUCUUAUCAAGAAUUGGUUAAAGGUAUAGAACAAGUUGAAAAUUUUCAACCAUUGCAGGGCCUAGAUGGUUUCAAAACGAAGAUGGAGGAGGGCAUACAGCUUGUUGACAAGUGCUCCAAUAUUCAUCCCUUGCAGUUGAAGAUGAAUUUCUUCAAAAAGAAGAAAUAUGUUGGAAAACUUCGUGCAUUGGAUGGAUCUCUUAAACAACUCUUCCUCAUAUUGAAAUGGCAAGUAGACAACAAUCUGAUGAACAGGGUAAGCAAUUUGCAGACGACGGUCGACCGAAUUGAUAGGAACGUGGUGGCGCAAAACCGAACUGAUCGGUGCGUGGUACCUAAUCCUCCGUCAUUUACUGUUGGAUUGGAUGAGCCUUUGAAGGAUUUGAAGAUGAAGUUUCUAAAUGAUGAUCGAGUGUCAAUGCUUGUGCUCGCUGCUCCUGGAGGAUGCGGGAAAACCACUUUGGCACAGAUGUUCUGUCAAGAUGAGGAAGUCAAAGAAAAAUUCAAUAGGAAUAUUUUCUUUGUCACUGUUUCGGAAAAGCCCAACUUGGACCGUAUUGUAGCAGAACUGUACCAGAGCACCGGAUCCCAAGUACCUGCGUUCCAGAAUGAAGCAAAUGCACUCUGUUGGCUGCAAAAUUUUUUGACAAAAACAGGACAAAAUCCUCUACUUUUGGUCUUGGAUGAUGUUUGGGAUGGCUCUUCAGAAUCCCUGCUGCUUGAUAAGUGUCAUGAAUUCAAAAAUCCAAAUUACAAGAUUUUGGUAACAUCAAGAUUUCAUUUUCCAAGAUUUCGUUCUUCAUAUGAAUUAAGUCCGCUAAAUGAUGAAGAUGCAAUGUCCCUUUUUCUUGAUACAACAUCGUUGGAAGAUAGCGAGUUUGUUAUCCCAACAGAUUUGGUGAAAAAGACUGUAAAGCUCUGUAAAGGAUUUCCACUAGCCAUUUCAGUGAUCGGAAGAGCCCUUUGCAACCAACCAGCCGAGAUCUGGGAAAGAAGAGUGAUAGAAUUGUCUAAAGGUUCUUCCAUUCUUGAUUCUGAGAAAUUGUUGCUUGAUAGACUACAGAGCAGCCUAGAUGCCUUGGGUAAAGAAGUGGCUUUAGUCAAGGAAUGUUUCAUAGACCUCAGUUCAUUUCCUGAAGACCAAAGAAUCCCAGCUGCUACCCUCAUUGAUAUGUGGUCAGAGUUGUAUGGCCUAGAUUUAGAUUCUUUGUCCGUUGCUUUCCUGCAUGAUCUCAGCACCCGCAGUCUAGCCAAUCUCAUAGUCAUAAGGAAUGCGAAGGUGGAUGCGAAUGGCUACUAUAAUGAACACUUUGUUACCCAGCAUGAUAUACUUAGGAGCCUGGCUAUCCAUCAGACUGGUCAUGACCCAACAGGACAUAGCAAAAGGCUGAAUAUAGACAUAUGCAAAGAUGAUAUUCCUAAAUGGUGGUCAGAACAUAAGCAGAAACCCAAGAAGACUCGCUUAUUAUCCAUCUCAACCGAUGGGGCGUUUUCAUCAAAAUGGCACAACAUGCAUCUGCCGAAAGCUGAGGUUCUGGUUUUGAAUUUUCAGACAAAGAACUAUGCCUUUCCCAAAUUCAGGAAGAUGUCGAAGUCGUUGAAGGUUCUAAUAGUCACAAAUUAUGGUGUCAUACCAGCUGAAGUGAGUAACUUUACAUCAUUGGGUUCUUUAUCAGAGCUGAAGAGGAUAAGAUUAGAGCGCAUUUCAGUUCCUUCCAUUACCAAGAACUCCAUACAGUUGAAUAGUCUACAAAAGAUAUCUUUAUUCAUGUGUAACAUCGGGCUAGCUUUUAGCAACCCUUCCUUCGAAUUUUUUAAGGCAUUCCCAAGCAUUAAAGAAAUCAACAUUGACUAUUGCAGUGAUAUGGUGGUAUUGCCUGCUGACAUCCGUCUUCUAAUCCAUCUAAAGACGCUCAGUAUCACCAACUGUCAUAAGCUAUCUACCUUGCCUGCAAUGAUUGGAAAGCUAGUCAAUUUAGAAGUUUUGAGGUUAAGGUCCUGCACAGCCUUGUCAGAUUUGCCAAGUUCAGUUAGGAAACUCGAAAAACUAAAGGUUCUUGACAUAUCCAAUUGCUACAGCAUUAAGGAGUUGCCUGAACACAUUGGCGAAAUGUGCUGCUUAGAAAAGCUCAACAUGAGGCAGUGCUCGAGAUUGCAAGAGCUGCCUGAAUCAAUUUUGGAUCUUCAAACGUUAACUGAUGUGAUAUGUGAUGGGGAUACAAAAGGGUUAUGGGAACCUUACUUGCCCCGUCUCAGCAACCACAUAAAGAUAAGGGUGGUCGAAGAGGAAAUCAACCUAGAUUGGCUUCAAAUGGUUCGCUCUUGAGAGCUUAAUUCCUCUAUACAUGUAUGUGUGCUCAAUUUCUUCCCGGUUUUCCUUCUGUCGUUUGUUUCUUUGUUUUCUUUGCUUUUGUAAAACAACAUGGGAUAUUAUAUAUGGGUGUUGUGAAAUCUGUGGAGAAACAGAAUAUUUGAAUUUUCACCAUUUUUACAGGAUACAUGAAAUGGCGCUCCAGAAGGUUCAUUCUUGA